AUAUAUAUCGUCACUGUGCUGAGGCUGUAAGUGUUAGUUUAACUACAAUAUAUACAUCAAUAGAAUAAAACAAGAAUAGAAUAAGAGUAGCAGUUAUAAAUAUUUACAUUCAAGAGGUGAAAAAUAUUAUUGUUUUUGUUUUUGUUGUGUGAAGCACUUUGUGUUGCAUUCUUCUUCUAUGAAAAGUGCUAUAUAAAUAAAGUUUGACUGAUUGAUACAGCAGUCAUGAUCAUCAUCUGCAGCCUGAGUAGCUGCAGCCUAAUCUGUGCUGCAGGUUGUAAUAACGUGUUUGUCCUGUUGAGGGCGGUGUUGAGCCAGUUUCUGCUCCACAAAGAGUAUAAAGGAGCUGAUGAAAAAAAGGCGAACUUGCCUCCAAUUGUUGAAGCGUCACGUCAUGGAAAGAGUCACUUUGUUGCAGCGCGCUCAGGAAUAAACCCAAAGAAACAAUACAGAGCUGUGCUGUGUGUUGAUCCUCUGCAGGAGGACACUGUCUGGGUGCUGACUCUGCUUUUAUUCCUCCACUUUCAAGGAUCGACUGAAGAUGCGCAGGAACCUGUUUACAAGGAAAACGCAGCAAGUUUCAGUGUGAGGGAAUGCGGAGCGGGCUCACAAUGCACAGGGAUACCAUUACUCAUCCCUCUGUUUUUCUCCACACCGGACCACUUUGUCUUCAAGAUAUUUGCACCGAGGAUCAUUUCUAGGCUCCGGGAUGAGAAACAAGUGUCCGGUAAAGGAACAAGGCGAAGCUGCAGUCCGGUUUUUGAGGAUUAAAGCCACCGUCGGUGCUUUUGGAGGAGCUCCGUUGUGAAACCAGUUUUGUUUUUGAACCUGUUGUGUUAGGAAAGGAGGAAGCGUCCUUGUGUUAUGAGGAAGUUUGUGUGUUAUAGAGCGUUUAUAGCCUGAAGUUACUGUUAGACUUUUACACAUAUUAGAUAGUAAGACAACAGAGUGAUAAUCUCAAUGGGCUGAGGAUGCUCGUGGGCACAGGAGGUUUGUUUUAGACUCAUUUGUUGGUGUAAUAGUUUUACGUAACUGUUGACUUACCAAGCGUCAGAUCAUUAAAUUUACAUAAGUCAUACUCUGCUGUUGCACACCUGAUCUGACAGCUGCCAUGUAAUUUGAGAUGAGUUUAAAUAUUACAGUGAGCUAGUGUUUCCAACACAGCAUGCAUCAGGACAGCAGCAGCAUCAUCUAGGCACUAUGUGCAUGUAGAAGUUUUCUUGCUUUCGGACCCGCUGGAGUAUCAAGAUGUCAGUGAAAGCCAAAGCGAUCUACACUUUCCUGAGUGAAAACAAAGAGGAGAUCAGCAUCCAGGAGAAUGAGGAACUGGUUAUCUUCGAUGAGAAGUCGGUGGACGGCUGGUUUCAGGGGGAGAACAGCCGAGGGGAGAGGGGUCUCUUCCCUGCGUCCUAUGUGGAGAUUAUUCGCACUCGCUCCAACUCUAAUGUGACUGACUGCUCCAUAAGCCCGGCGGGAUCUUUAGGAAAUGACUCCUCCUACUUCCCUUCAACCCCAAACACCACUCUGCAUUUGCAGCAGAGUUACUAUGACGACGACGAUGAUGACUGGGACGACUGGGACGACAGGUCAACGGUGGUGGACGAUGGUGACCACACUAGGAGCCCAGGAGCCAAUGGACAUGCCCAUCAGAGCCCGCUGUCCAACAACCCCAAUGUGCACUACCGGGCCAAGCCGCACAUGGAGAGACAGGACAGCAUCUCCAGCUCGAGGAAAGGCAGCAUGGUGGGCAGGAACUUGAACAGAUUUUCCAGCUUUGUGCGCUCAGGGGUCGAAGCGUUCGUGUUGGGGGACGUGCCCAUGAUGGCAAAGAUAGCUGAGUCAUACACCAUCGAGAUGGGUCCCGUGGGGCCUGUGUGGAAGGACAAUCCACAGCCUUUCUCCUGCUCCAUUGAAGACCCCACAAAACAGACAAAGUUCAAGGGCAUCAAGACGUACAUUUCAUACAGGGUCACGCCGAGCCACACUGGGCGUCCUGUCUACAGACGCUACAAACACUUUGACUGGCUGUACAACCGCUUGCUGCACAAGUUCACUGUGAUCUCUGUGCCUCACCUGCCCGAGAAGCAGGCCACGGGGCGAUUCGAGGAAGACUUCAUCGAGAAACGUAAGAGACGGCUGAUACUGUGGAUGAACCACAUGACCAGUCACCCAGUCCUCUCCCAGUACGAAGGCUUUGAACACUUUCUGAUGUGCGCUGACGACAAGCAGUGGAAAUUGGGCAAGAGACGAGCGGAGAAAGAUGAGAUGGUGGGUGCCCAUUUCAUGCUGACCCUCCAGAUCCCCAAUGAGCACCAGGACCUUCAGGAUGUAGAGGAGCGCGUCGACACCUUCAAGGCCUUCGCUAAGAAGAUGGACGACAGUGUGAUGCAGCUCACGCACGUCGCCUCGGAGCUGGUGCGUAAACACCUGGGUGGGUUCAGGAAGGAGUUCCAGCGGCUGGGGAAUGCCUUCCAGUCCAUCAGCCAGUCGUUCAUGCUGGACCCUCCCCACAGCUCCGAGGCCCUCAACAACGCCAUCUCCCAUACAGGCCGCACCUACGAGAACAUUGGAGAGAUGUUCGCAGAGCAACCUAAGUAUGACCUCUUCCAUAUGCUGGACAAGCUGUCACUCUACCAAGGCCUGCUGGGCAACUUCCCCGACAUUAUUCAUCUACAGAAAGGUGCCUUUGCCAAGGUGAAGGAGAGCCAGCGGAUGAGUGACGAAGGGAAGAUGGACCAAGACGAGGCAGACGGCAUUAGGAAACGCUGCCGGACGGUUGGGUUUGCCCUCCAGGCAGAGAUGACCCACUUCCAUCAGCAGCGAGAGGUGGACUUCAAAGACAUGAUGCAGGCCUACCUCACCGAGCAGAUAGCCUUUUACCAGCGUGUUGUCCAGCAACUGGAGCGCACCCUGCGCAUGUAUGACUGUCUGUAAGGACGCCGAACUGCUGCCCAGUUCAAGAUGCCAAAAAACACAGGACAAACGGAAAAGGAGUAAUCGAAGUCUUGACUCUUAUCAAGGCGUUUUGUUUGGUUCAGUUUGAAAAGACUUAAAUAAAUGAAACAGUAGUUACUGGAAAGACGUGCAAAGCCGGUCAGUCUUUCACUUUGAUGGAUUCAAAGUUUCCUUUUUUUGUUUUUUUUAAAAAACCUACUGUACCUAUUAUUUCUGAAAUACACAUCACAUAGGCAGUGUCACAGCAUAUUGUUUAUUUUACAUAAUUUAAGGUGUUUGUAACAUUAAAAUAAGAAUAUAGGUUUCAGAUUCAUAGCGAAUCUAUAGUUGAUUGUUCUUUAGUGUGACACCAUGAAACGGGUUCUGUUCUGAAAAUGUCCCCUUCUCUAUAACAUCAUGCACUUUGGCUUCUCCUGGGACUGAUUCAAGUUACCUUUGAAGGUCCAGUGUGUAGGAUUUAGGGGGAUAUGUUGGCAAAAACGGAAUAUAAUAUAACAAGUAUGUUUUCUUGAGUGUAUAAUCACCUGAAAAUAAGAAUCGUUGUGUUUUUGUUACCAUAGAAAGAGCCGUUUAUAUCUACACAGGGAGUGGGUUCUUGUCCACGGAGUGUGCCAUGUUUCUACAGUAGCCCAGAGAAACCAAACAGUGACUCCGGAUAGGGCCGUCUACGUUUUAGUGUUGGUCACCGUAGUAAGCAGCCUCUCUGCAAUGAGCCAAAACUGCUUUACUCUGUUUUUACCAGUUCAAAUCCUGCGUCCAUUUGUUUUGGAGAGGCCUUUGUGGAUAAUUCAGCUCCCGGUAAAAACCUCCUGAACAACAAACAACACAGUGAUUGUAAGAGGUGUACACAUGCCACGUCUUUAACCCCCUCGAAAACGUGCUACGGAACGGGUGCUACUUUUGUGCCUUUUUUGGGAGCCAGCUUUCAAGAGCACGGUGGCAGGUUGCAUCUGAUGUUGCUAGGCAACCUUAGCAAGCACCAUAUCACAGCCCGUUUACCUAAAGAUCCUGAGUGCAGAGCUGAUCUUCUUCCAGGUGCUCUUUAUAAGUAUGUAAGCCUGUCGUCGAUGGGACAGAUGUAAAGCUCUGGUAGCUCUGCACUAACAUGAUCAACUUUUCCAUAUUUAUCGCAGACUGAUAUUUACAUAAGACGGGAAAGAUAUCUGUCGGCUGUGACUGGUUGUUCCUCAUCACAUGACAUGCGGUGCGCGGUACUGCAUUUCAAAGUUGAACUCGGUUUAUUUCAGAGGUCAGCUACUGUUUGAGCGCCUGUUGUGCGUCUACAUUGAAAACGGUGAGUUUGAGGGCACAAAAAGUGCAGCAUGCGUACGACCCCUAACCUGGAGUUCAUGCUUGGCAUACGGGAUAAAUUUCAGCUGAUUGAAAUCUGCAAUCCUCACCGUUAGAUGCCAUUAAAUCCUACACACUGUUCCUUUAAUGUCUACAUUUCUAGAAAACAAACACAAUAUUUUGGUGAAUUUACCAACAUCCAUUUAACAUUCCAUUUUUUUUGUAAUGCAGCAUUUUAGGAUUUACUGAUGUCACUGAUUUUACUCUUCAGACCAUGAAAUGAAAGUAUGCACUGCAUACUGAAGUGGAGUUUCACCAUCAUCUUGUUGAGUGCUCAUCUUGCUCAGGUGUUCACUGCUUUGAAAUUCACAUCAGUUUCUCUGGUAUCUCUCAGUGCAAGUCACAAAUGUCUCUCUUAACUUUGCACCACGUGGAAGACUUACUGAUACCAUGUAAUUCAGUUCAGUGAUGUCUCUUUUUUAUGAUUGUCACGCAGUAAGUGCCUUUAAGGAUCUGAGGCAUUCUGAUGGAGUAUUUUAAAUGGACCAUUUGUCUGUAGCAUGGCUUGUGGGAAACUAUUUCGAAUGAGUUGCAUUUAGAAACAAGUUUGCACAUGUUUUUAUACACUAGUGGGUCAUAUUGUGUGGGGGCGUGUUUAUGUGUGGGCGAGCAAGUGAAAUGAGUCGACUACUGUGCUGAUCAGUUCCCUUUUCCACGGCAGAAAACAAAAAAUGAUAUCUUUUUAUGUAGCAGUGGGUUUAUCUAGUCAGCCAGUAUGAAACGUAGUCGCAUAGUUGUAGUGGAUUGACUGGUUGUAGAGGCAGAAUGUCAACUUGGCAUUUCAGUGCUUGUAUUAAAUCUUUUAGUUGACACAAGACCAAAUUCUUCCUGUUGUUAAAUGUAGUCUGGGUCAAAACACAGUACAAAUUAAUGUUCAUAUCAAGUAUUUUAAAACAACACAACAUAUAAAGCCACAUUAUAUCAUUCAGAUUAUCUCUGCACUGUACCCAUAAUAACUUAAAGAAAUUGUUCUUACAUUUUGGGAAAUACUCUUAUUUGCUUUCUUGAGUAUUAAACUGCAGCUAGCAGAUAGUUAGCUGAGCUCAGCAUGAAGCCUGGAGACAGGCACAGCAAACCUGGCUCUGCUCAAAGCUUGUAUUACUCACCAAUUAAAAAUGUUAUAUUUCAUUUGUUUAAUCUGAGCAAAAAUGUCAAUUUGUGGUUUUUCCUGGGGCUAUGACUCAUGACAAUAUUACAGUACGUCACCUCCUGUAAAACCACAACUUGUCCUCUUACACUUGACUUUUUGUUUGGAUUAAACUAACGAAGUAUGACGUGUUAAUCAGUGAGUUUUAAAUGUCCUGGGAUGCAGAUUUAGUCAUGUGGACAGAGCCAGGCUAGCUUUGUUUCCCUUUGUUUCCAGCUUUUAUGCUAAGCUAAUGUGACUGCCUUUGUGCCUUAAAUUUAUCCUGCAGACAUGGAGGUGGCAUCAAUCUUCUCUCAGCAAGAAAGCAAAUAUGCUUAUUUCCUAAAGAUGUUGAACAUUUCCUUAAAUAAUAAUACAUAGCUUACAUGUUUUUGCUCUUCCUUCAGCUGUGAUCACAGUGAUGUAUCACAUUUUAUAUUUAGUUUUUCACAUUUAUGGGCGAAUGCACAAAGAAUGGAUUGCAGCCGCUGAUGGCACCAUGAACCACGCAUCACUUGCUAUCUGUCCUGUCUCAAGGUCUGAUUCUCAAAAGAUACAGUAUUGUGCUAACGAUAUUACAGCACAAACACUCCCAUAAAGUUGAGUUACAAGUGAGUGCAAUUUGCCCUUUUUUGCAUCUGAUUUUUAAGUAUAGUAGAGUAGAGUAUAAAUGUUGCCUUUGCACCAAGAACACAGUAGGCAGAGAGAAAAAGAAAACUGAAAUUUUCAAAAUGUAAGUGACAGGUCCUGACUGGCAAGGUGAGGAGGCAUUCCUCUAAACCUCAGGCAAGGAAUAUAGAUAUGACAGAGAGAAAGUGUAUUUGGGUGAGUGCUGGGCAUGACACCCCUUUUAAAUGCAACCCGGUAUCGCUCUGAAGUCAUCGAAUAUUGGUGCUUGGGCAGUGACUUCCGGCAUCAGACACCGACGACAAAAGUUGUCCUUUCUUCUCGGCAUGAUACUCGACCUGCUGCCAUUACUAUUAUCCCUUAUUAUCAUUAUUAUUGGGAAACAUGGCAGGACAACAAUGCAAGUGAAGAGGGCGAAAAGUCUGAAUGGGGCAUUUGGGAGGUUGAUGGGUCCAACAGCCACUGACAUUCACCCAGGAUGCCGGUUUUCGCUUCCUGUAGGAUUGUAAAGCCAAACCCUGUUCUUUUUUCUAAACCCAGCCACGUGCUUUUGUUGCCUAAACCCAACCUCCUGCGUGCGUUGGCUAAAUGUAACCAUGUGUGUUUGUUGUAAAAGGAAAAAAACGUCCAUUCACAAUGUACCAACUUAGCUCAUUUAUUUUGAAAGAGACUGUGUGCAAACUGUACAUUUCCCGUGAAAACAAACGUAUACUUUGAAAACAGACAAAGCAUGGGACAGGCAGAAGUUAACAUGACAUGUACCAGGGUGCCUUGAACAUCAUAUCUUGAUGUGGAAAGUCCACGACCAAGCGUCAAUAUGUGACACGGUCGAAUGAAUUGAAUGAGUAAAUGUGUUGCUAAAUGAGCUUCAGUUAUCACCAACUCUCUGAAGAUGCUAAUAUUUUCACUGUAACUAGCACGGAUCUUUGUGAAUUGGCAGGGAGGCUAAUUUGUGUAAAAAGGGGCAUCAAAUGUACAGAUGUAGCCGCCUAGAAUUGCCCCUCCUAAGUGACGGCCUUGUGGCUGCCAGCCGGCUGCCAGUCACCUCCCAUCCACUGAGAAUCUGCCCAGCUCUUUCUGUUUCCUGACAUCUCGUGACUAGAUUCCACUGUAAACACACCCAUUCAUUCUCAGGGUGUCACCAUGAGAUGGCACUUCCUUGACAAAAACAAAAACCAGUGCACUGAAACUCUUGCCUUGGUGGAAUGUACAGGACAGCUGAUUCAUCAGCUGAUUGCAGCUGCAAUAAACCACUUCAGCUUCCAUAAUCACUGCACUGCCUGGUGGACAGAUACAUCAUUAUAACUUGUCUAUCAUGUCAGGGGAUCUCAUUCCAGUCAAGGACCUGCUAAGGUCCUAGCAGGGAUACGUCAUAGAUCUGCCUGUGCCCCAUCACAGAGGAACAGGAAAUACUAGGUGGCUAAAUUUCUAUGCAUGUUACGUAAUUUACAUCCAUGCCAACAGCACAGGAGCACCAACAUGCUAUUUGCUCGGCACAGUUAGAGCUGCAUGUCACCCUUUUAGAAUUUCACGGUUUCAUUUAGUCUUAUUUGCGGCCACAAAAGCUGCGCCAUCUUUUUGUGAAUUCGCCUGUGAGUGCACUAAUUUUACUCACUGAAUAAGAUUUUAGUGACUCUGAGGAUUCGAGUCCCACUCUUCACGGCUUGAGUGAGUGUUUAUUCCCAAAUAAGAGUUGUUCCAGUAACAUUACUCAUCCUGUUUAACAAGAGAAAGAUUUCAUGGCAACUUGCGGUCUGACGAGACUAUCUUUAGCAUCGUGUUAACUUUAGAGGUUUAUGUGGAGUCUGCAUUGCAGUUAUAUGCAUUACCUCAAGAAGUGUAGGAAACGUUUUGUGACUUUCUCCUGAAGCAAUUUCCAGUGUUGAUGGAAGAGGGUUUGAUCGCUCAGUGGUGUGUUUAGGUGCGGGUGAGAAAAUUUAUUUUGUGACAUCUCUGCCUGGUGUUGGUGAAUUUCAGAAUUAAAGAUUAGAGGUGUAUUAUGGUUCUCUCAUAACAAAAGAAAGUGCUGAUUCAGACUGCAGGCUUCUCAGUAAACAAAUGGUCCCUGUGUGUGUGUGUGUGUGUGUGCGUGUGUGUUUGUGUGUGACUCACUUAUGAGUGUCUCAGUUACUGGUACUGUUCAGUCCACAUCUGCAGCCUUUAACUCUUUGCAGUCUAAAUGUGGUGUUGUUUAUGUUUAUUUUUUUGAACAAACCUUUGCUUGUGAUAUUUCAGCAUUGUUUUUUGUUGAAAGUUCUGUCAGCAUUUGCACUCAUCACAGUUUCUCUAAGACCAAAGAAGUCAGAAAUUUUCUACCGGGCUUCCUUUUUUACUCUGUUUUGGUUGAAGUGAAAUUGAAUGUGCUCUCUGGUUUUGUAAUUGAAUCUGUUCUACUCUGAGGAAAAUGUGAAGAGAGCAUUUGGAAAAACCAAAAAACAAAACAAAACAAAACAAAAAAACCCAACAUUCCACAAAGAAACUAUAAAGGAAACCAAAGGCAACGACAGAUUUUGGGCAGAAGAAAGGUGUGCAAGGUGCAACAGAAAGAGUGAGAAACCCUUCAAAGAAGCGCUUGCAGCCCCCGUCUGGUUUCCUAAUGACACUCUCCUCUCAUGUUCCAAAGCUGCAUGAUAAGUUAAAUGCCAGGCAUUUCACACAGGUGACUGUUUCUCAACAUGGAUGUGUGACCGGGCGAGUUGCAGGAGCUCUAUGCUUUAGUUUCAGUCUCUGAAAUAACAGAUGGUGAUUUUCCAGUAAGUAAUUUGUCACUUGAUUUAAGGGAAGGGGACCUAAAAAUUGUAAUAAAAGUAAUGAUGGUGA
This is a messenger RNA of Epinephelus fuscoguttatus (brown-marbled grouper), 8878 nucleotides long. RefSeq names its product sorting nexin 33 (gene snx33). NCBI's taxonomy places the organism in Eukaryota, Metazoa, Chordata, Actinopteri, Perciformes, Serranidae. Bases 1249 to 2934 code for a protein of 561 amino acids. Gene Ontology annotation, molecular function: phosphatidylinositol binding; protein binding. Gene Ontology annotation, cellular component: cytoplasmic vesicle; plasma membrane. The record is from RefSeq and is a predicted model, not a curated record. The transcript is spliced from 2 exons. Gene Ontology annotation, biological process: protein transport; plasma membrane tubulation; mitotic cell cycle.